Molecule: messenger RNA, 492 nt
Organism: Chenopodium quinoa (quinoa)
Lineage: Eukaryota; Viridiplantae; Streptophyta; Magnoliopsida; Caryophyllales; Amaranthaceae
Product: pathogenesis-related protein 1A1-like
Exons: 1
Coding region: 1-492 (163 amino acids)
Source: RefSeq, a predicted model, not a curated record
AUGAGGUCACUGCUAUUUUCGAUUGCCUUACUUUUAACCAUAAUAUUCUUAUUCAAACAUUGUUCAUCCCAAAUUGAACCCGGUGACAAUAAAAUCUUCCUAGAUGGCCAUAACGCUGCUCGCCGCGAUGUUGGGGUAGAUCCAUAUACAUGGGACAAAAAGCUUGAAGCCUAUGCUCAAGACUUUGCUAACAAGAGGAAACCUAGUUGUUCAACAGACUUGGGUUCAAAGAUUCCAUAUGGUAUAAACCUUGGUAUAGGCUAUGGUUUCUUGAGUAGUGGGCAAACGAUUAAUAGCUGGAUUGGUCAAAAGUCUGAUUAUAACUACACAACAAAUUCUUGUGUCAAAGGUAAAGAUUGUUCGGCUUAUACACAAGUUGUUUGGCGUAAAUCGGUUCGCCUCGGGUGUGCUAGUGUUGCUUGUGGUUUAUGGCCUUUAUUUGUAUGUGUCUAUGAUCCUGCAGGAAACAUCCCAGGAGAAAAACCUUAUUAA